CGAAAGAGGAAGUGAAGUGACUCGCUAGCUAGAUACCGAUCGAAUCUUGCCUACUCUCGUAAGAAGAUUUACAUUACAACUUACAAGCCAUGGACGCAUGUGAUGUGAAGAUGUACUACAUCAUCAUCAUAGAGGACCCUGGGUUACCCACGGUGCUCAAAAAUGUUGGCCACAUCUGUUACAUCCAGGAGAGCAGGUACAUGUCAAUGCUUAGCAGAUCUGAAUUUCUGCAGGAAUUGCCUGUCAUCUGUAUGGGCUCCAGUUUGGACAGUUCCCUGAAGGUAAACAACCUAAAACCAGUGACUGCUAAGGAGGCAGAGCUGCUGCAAGCCCUAGGAGAGGACUCAGAGAGACUGAAGUGGUAUUUAGAGAGGGAUGCUUUGGAUACAGCCCUGGGUUUAACUAAGGAUGCACCUGUCACUGUGGAGUUGGAUGGGAAGUGGCUGCAGGGAAUUGUACGUUACGUCGGAAGGAUGACAGAGCCAAAGUACCCAGACCCCAUCGUAGGAACCUUCUUUGGCAUCGAACUACAGGGAGAAGACAAAGGAAAGGGACCAACAGAUGGGACAUAUCUGUCAAAAACCCUAUUCCCCUGCAAGAAAGACUGUGGGAUUUUUGCUCCAUUUUCCAGAGUGAAACCCAUGGUUUCCAAACCCAAAUUGGUGUCCAAGUGUCCGACCUUUCCAGCAGCCCAGCUGGCCACGCAACCGUCGCCCCAACAGGCCCACCAUCAGCCCCUCUCCACAGGAGACAGAGUCACCUUCUUCAUGGACGAGGACAUCCUCCAUGGGAUGGUGAUGGAUCUGGAGGAGAAGGAGGGCAGGACCUUAGUCAUCAUCUCUACUGACCGGGAUGAGAAGAUCACCCUACCGCUGGACAGCGUCAUCAAAGGGGAACUGCUUCAACAUGAGCCUGAGCCUAUGGAAACUGAUAAGGCCAUUAUGCCUAUGGAGGAGGUUCACCCCUUGGGGCUUGGUGUUGACUCUCUAGUGGAGGUGACUCUGGCUAUAGGACCUGGCUAUGGAACCAUCCGCUGGAUAGGCACUUUGCCUGGGCAGAAAGGAACCUACGCUGGACUGGAGCUGGAGGAUGGGUACACUGGGGUUAGUAAUGGUACCUUUAAAGACCAUCGGUUCUUCAGAUGUCUUCCUAGACAAGGUCUCUUCGUCAAGCUUCUAUCCUGCCGGCCUGACUCCCGCUUCCAGGGGGCAGCAGACAUUCAGAAUGAGAGGGCAUCAGCCAAUGUCCUUCAUGAGAGACAGGUGGUCCGCAGCCCUGGGGCGCUCCCCUCCUCCCCCAUCGCCUCUGAGCAGGUCGAGAGGAUGCUGAUUGGUCGAAUGAAGGGGAUCCAGGGCCAUAUAAACUCUUGCUACAUGGACUCCGCCCUCUUCAGUCUGUUCUCCUGUUCCUCAGUUUUGGACUCCCUGCUGUUUAAGUCAACAGAGCCUAGGGAUGCCCCCAUCCAGAGUACCCUGCUACAUGACAUCGUCAACCCGCUCCGCAGUAAAGGUUUUGUGGAAGGGAGACACAUUAUGAAGCUUCGUCAGCAGCUGCAGGAGCUUGGAUACUGCCACACAUUCACCACAGAGGAGAAAGAUCCAGAAGAGUUUCUUACCCUCAUUAUGCACCAUAUUUUCUGUCUGGAUCCUCUCCUCAAACUGUCAGCUGGGGGAAAGGUCCAGGACAGUUACUGUUAUCAAAUCUUCCUGGAUAACAACCACAGCCUGGUUUUGCCUACUGUCCAACACCUGCUGGAACACUCCUUCCACAGCGCAGGACUCAAACUGGCAGAGGUGCCAUCUUGUCUGAUCCUCCAGAUGCCUCGCUUUGGGAAGAAGUUCAAGAUGUUUCAGAAGAUCAUCCCUUCACUGGAGCUGGACAUUACUGACCUCCUCUCUGAAGGUCCCCAGCAGUGUGUGUUGUGUGGUCAGCUCGCGUAUGAGGAGUGUGUGGACUGCUUCAGAGACCCAGUCUUCAGCAGGACAGGAUUUAAAGUGUUCUGCAGGACCUGCUCCUCUCAGGUGCACUCUCACCCCGAGCGGCUGUCCCACAGCCCCUCCCCCCUGCAGCUCCCUGAGGGUUACCCCGCCCCCGCUACCCUCCGAGCCCCACCCCCUGCCCCACCCAGAGAGAGACUGGAGCUGUUUGCAGUGCUGUGCAUAGAGACCAGUCACUAUGUCUCCUUCAUCAAACACGGACCAAACAGCACAGACUGGAUCUUCUUUGACAGCAUGGCUGACAGACAUGGAGAGAGGGAUGGCUUCAACAUUCCCCAGGUGGAGGCAUGUCCAGAGGUUGGCAUGUACCUGGUCAUGUCACCCGCCGAGCUGGCCAACCAGGUACCUCGGGACAUGAAGGGCGUGGCUAAGCGUCUGUUCUGUGAUGCCUACAUGUACCUGUACCAGAGUACCAGCAUCAGCCUCUACCGCUGACAGAAGCGGAACCACAUGGCAUCGGGCAGAAAAGGGCGCGCCUCAAAGCUGAAUAAAUCAACAGUGAUAACAUCUUCUCACCACUUCAUAUUCCUAAUGUGAUCAGAGGGAGAUGAGAGAGGGUCAGAGAGCGAGAUAGAAUCACAUAGAGGUAGGGUCAGAGGGACAGAGGCUGGGGGGCGGGUGCAUUGCUUUUGGAAGGCUGUUGGAGCACUUUUCUUUAGGAAGUGGGUUAACUAAGGAGAUAAUUUGGUCUCAUAAACAUUAACACAGGAGCAACAUACUAUUUAGCCUCAAUCUAUAUGAAAUAAUAAACAUGUUUGUUAUA
Molecule: messenger RNA, 2760 nt
Organism: Salvelinus sp. IW2-2015
Lineage: Eukaryota; Metazoa; Chordata; Actinopteri; Salmoniformes; Salmonidae
Gene: cyldl
Product: cylindromatosis (turban tumor syndrome), like
Biological process (GO): protein K63-linked deubiquitination
Cellular component (GO): cytosol
Molecular function (GO): cysteine-type deubiquitinase activity; K63-linked deubiquitinase activity
Source: RefSeq, a predicted model, not a curated record